Sinocyclocheilus rhinocerous is the source of this 1415-nucleotide messenger RNA. It is a transcript of the gene ankef1b, whose product is annotated as ankyrin repeat and EF-hand domain containing 1b. The transcript has 5 exons. Gene Ontology annotation, molecular function: protein binding. The record is from RefSeq and is a predicted model, not a curated record. NCBI's taxonomy places the organism in Eukaryota, Metazoa, Chordata, Actinopteri, Cypriniformes, Cyprinidae. Bases 48 to 1415 code for a protein of 455 amino acids.
UGUUCUACUGCAUCUCUCCAGCUAAAGAACAUGCUCUCUGCCUGCAGAUGGCGCUCAGCUGCAAUACAAAUGUCAACAAUGUUUCUAACUCGGGGAAGCCACUGUUUGUGUUCGCCUGUGAGAAUGCAAUGGACUGUGAAGAUCUGUGCAUAAACAUUCUGGAGAAAGGAGCUGAUCCAAAUGCAGUAAAUCAGGUGACACGAUGCUCUGCGCUCAUGGAGGCAUCUAAGGCUGGUGCUGUGAAGCUUGUCAGAGCCAUUUUACAAAAAGGAGGGAAUCCUGACAUGAUUGAUCAGGAAGGACGAUGUGCUACCCACUUUGCCGCAGAAGGAGGUUUCCUUGAGGUUUUACAGGUGCUCUCUGCAUACUCUGCUGACUUGGGUAUCAGCUCGACAAAGGGUAACACACCACUGCACUUCGCUGCUGCUGGUGGCUUUAGUGAGUGCUGUAGAUUCCUGGCCCAAAGAGGAUGUAAUCCUAAACUGAAGAAUCUGGAUGGUCAACUUCCAAGCCAAGUCGCUAAAAGCAAUGGCCACAAAGCUGCCCUGAAGGAGCUCAAGAAAGCAGAGAAAAGGCAUGUGAAGCUAUCUGCGCCCGAUGCCGUAAACCCCAAUGAACUCUGGGCCGUCACCCUUCACGACUGGUCCUGUGAACAUGAGACAACCUUGCGCAAAGCCUUUGAAACUGCUGAGGGACUCGACAAACCUGUUGAAAACGUUUCUGUGGAGAAUUUUGUGUCUUCGCUUCAAGCGCUUCAAGCGCAUCAAGCUCCUGUAAGUAAUGAGAACCUACAAAGGAUCAUCCUGGAACAUGACAAAAAGCGUGAAAGUGUCGUCAACGUAAAUGACUUUUUUAAAGGCCUCAAGUACCUCCAGAAGGCCUUUGUCAUCUCAUCCUACGCUCCGAAGCAGGCUAAGAAGAAAAAGGGUGGCAAGGAAAAGAAGAGUGGCAAAUCUGCCUCAUCAUUGCCCAUAUGCAUAAUGCCACCUGAGCAGAUCUCGAUAAGAGAGGACAGUGGACUACCUUACUACAUGAUCGAGAACUACCAGCCAUUCACUGACACCAACCGUUUCAACCCAGACCGGCCACCAAUUCACCCCAUUGAGAAUGACUCGGCUUGGUAUAUCGAUGAGUCUGAAAAGACCUAUACCAACAUCCAUUACUGUGUGAAGACUGGAGAUCUAGAAUCUCUCAGCCUGGCGUUUACCCAACAAGUGCCUGUUGAUGUCAAGGAUCAGUUCUUUAAGACGCCACUCAUGACAGCGUGCAGCUGUGGCAACUACCAAGUAGCUAAAUUCCUCAUUUUACUGAGGGCUGAUGUCAAUGCAGUUGACCAGUUUAACUGGACGCCCCUCCACCAUGCUUGCCAUGCAGGUCAUGUAGACAUUACCAUCAUGCUGGUGCAAUAUAUUUAA